Molecule: messenger RNA, 543 nt
Organism: Acanthosepion pharaonis
Lineage: Eukaryota; Metazoa; Mollusca; Cephalopoda; Sepiida; Sepiidae
Source: the annotation of a GenBank genome assembly
AUGCGCAAUUCAUUGCUUCCUGUUCGCUGCGGUUGGUCACAUAGCGAAGCCAGACCUCUUUCGCUACGUCCGUAUCAUUUCGUAUUUCUUCGCCGUUUCUCCAAUCGUUCGCCUGCAGAUGGACGGGCACAUCUUUUUCCUUCUUUCUUUGUCCCAAAACAAUUCCUUUCUCUUUGGUUUUGUCUUUUUUCACUAAAAGGCAACCUGCCUGCCUUUCUUCCUUCCUGCCUUCAUUCAUUCCUGCCUUCUUGUCUGUCUGCCUGCCUGCCUGCCUGUCUGCCUUCCUUCCUUCCUUCCUUCCUUCCUUCCUUCCUUCCUUCCUUCCUUCCUUCCUUCGGUCGUUCGUUCGUUCCUUCCUUCCUUCCCUCCUUCCUAUUUAAUUUCAAGACUUUCUUUCUUUUUCUUUUCUCUUUCUUUCUUUCUUUCUUUCUUUCUUUCUUUCUUUCUUUCUUUCUUUCUUUCUUUCUUUCACUAUUGUUUGUUUGUUUCUUUCAUUUCCCUCAUAUCAGAAGCCUUUCUUAUGCGAAUCUUUCUUUCUUUUGA